UUGCUCUCACAUUCGGUUACCUUAGUUAAACAUUUAAAGUAAAAAUGGCUCAGGCGUCUCUUCAUGGAAAGCUGCAGUAUGAUGUAGAGUACAAGGUUCCUGCGGACAAGGUCUAUGAGUUCUGGAGCUGCAAUUUCAGUGAUGUCCAAAAAGCCUGUCCUAAAAUAAUAAACAACAUUGAGUUAGUCCAAGGUUGCUGGGGAAAUGAAGGCAGCAUUCAUGUUAUGACAUAUACCAUUGAUGGGAAAACUGAAACUUGUGAAGAGAUGGUUGAGGCAGUGGAUUACAAGAAGAAAUUUAUAAGUUUCAAAGUCAUUGGUGGGAAUCUUUUGGAUUACUAUAGGUGUGUUAAGUUCAUUCUGGGUCAAGUUAGUCCCAAAGGAGGUGGGGGUAGCUUGGCAAGCUGGACUUUGGAGUAUGAAAAGCUGGAUGAGAAUGUUCCAGAUCCCAUCGCGUUGCGUGAUGAAGCAGUUCAUUUCAAUAAAGCCAUUUCUGCUUACCUCUCUCACGCUUAAACAGAGAAACCUCAAGUGUGCCAGGUCAGCCAUAAGCUUUGUUAACGAUGAGUAUGUAACAGUAUGACAAUAAAAGCUAGCAAGUUUUAACUGGCCUGAAUAAAUGACAUCUGAUUUA
Rubroshorea leprosula is the source of this 633-nucleotide messenger RNA. Lineage: Eukaryota; Viridiplantae; Streptophyta; Magnoliopsida; Malvales; Dipterocarpaceae. The record is from the annotation of a GenBank genome assembly.